AUGGUCGAUACACAACAAGAUUUGAUAUAUAUAAACGAAGUGCUGAGCUCUUCCGAGAUCAGUUCUUUAUUAUUUCAUCCACCAUACCCAUUGACGCUCACAGUGGAAGAAUUAACUAAAGCACCAACUAUGAAAAAUAGUAAAUCCAAAUACGGCGCUUCCUCUGAUAAAAUUCCUCGUCCUUCAAAUCCAUUUAUGAUAUAUCGUAAAAAUUACGCUGCCAAAAUGAAGUCAAUGCAUUUGGCCGCACAUACAACUAAAACUUCCGCGAAAGUAGCAAAAAUUUGGGCGCAGGAAUCUAAAUCAGUGAAAAGAUUCUUUGAGAUUUUAUCUUUAAUGGCCAAAAAGAAUCAUUUGUUGAUGCAUCCGAAUUAUAAAUUUCAACCAGAUAAAAGCAAGAAACAAAAAGGAUUGAAGUUUCGUGAGUUUUGUUUGAAGAAAACGAUUAAUAAAGAUAAUUCUAAAAAAUCUCAUGAUUUAACCGUGACCACAUCGAUCACCACUAUUAGAUCCAUAACUGAUGAUAAAUAUCAAUCUUUCGACAAUUUAUCAAAUGCUCAACAAGAAAUUUUAUCGUCGCCUGAAUCAAAUACUCUCUCCGUUCCACAAUCACAUCAACUGUCUUUCUGA
This is a messenger RNA of Dentiscutata erythropus, 630 nucleotides long. Lineage: Eukaryota; Fungi; Glomeromycota; Glomeromycetes; Diversisporales; Gigasporaceae. The record is from the annotation of a GenBank genome assembly.